Herpailurus yagouaroundi (jaguarundi) is the source of this 1289-nucleotide messenger RNA. RefSeq names its product olfactory receptor family 14 subfamily J member 1 (gene OR14J1). Gene Ontology annotation, cellular component: membrane. Gene Ontology annotation, biological process: G protein-coupled receptor signaling pathway. The coding region runs from base 223 to 1188 and encodes 321 amino acids. Lineage: Eukaryota; Metazoa; Chordata; Mammalia; Carnivora; Felidae. Gene Ontology annotation, molecular function: olfactory receptor activity; G protein-coupled receptor activity. The record is from RefSeq and is a predicted model, not a curated record. The transcript has a single exon.
UUUCUCAGGAUCCACAUAAGAGUGAAAACAUAUGGUAUCUGUAGUAAAGGUUUUUCUAAAUGAAGUAUUACCUAAUCACUACGGGGAUACGUUUGUCUUGAUUUCGGUAGGUCUAUGUUGGGUGCACUGUUAACCUGACAUGCAGAUAUACUAAAUAUGAUACAUUCUUUCUACUGUUGUUUGGCUUCCUAGACAGUCAUACUUGCUACGUUCAGUGUGACCAUGGCCAAUUUGACCUCCAUGAGUGGAUUCCUCCUCAUGGGGUUUUCUGAAAACCGAAAGCUUCAGAUUUUAUAUGCAUUGCUGUUUUUGGUGACAUACCUGAUGGCCUUGACAGGAAACCUCCUCAUCAUCACCGUGACCACCUUGGACCAUCGCCUUCAGUCCCCCAUGUAUUACUUUUUGAAGCACCUCUCUGUCCUGGACCUCUGUUUCAUCUCUGUCACAGUGCCUCAGUCCAUUGCAAAUUCACUUAUGAACAGCGGUUACAUUUCACUUGGUCAGUGCAUCCUUCAGGUUUUCUUCUUCAUAGCUCUGGCCUCAUCAGAAGUGGCCAUCCUCACUGUGAUGUCUUAUGACCGGUAUGUCGCCAUCUGUCGGCCCCUGCAGUAUGAGACCAUUAUGGACCCCUGCACUUGUAGGCACGCCGUGGCAGCUGUGUGGCUUGCUGGGGGCUUCUCUGGGCUCAUGCAUACUGCUGUGAACUUCUCCAUACCUCUCUGUGGGGAGAGAGUCAUUUACCAGUUCUUCUGUGACAUUCCUCAGAUGCUGAAACUAGCUUGUUCUCAUGAAUUCGUCAAUGAGAUUGCAGUGGCUGCCUUCACAACUUCAGCAGCAUUCAUCUGCCUGGUGUCCAUUGUGCUCUCCUAUGUCCACAUCUUCUCUGCCGUGCUGAGGAUCCCAUCAGCAGAGGGCCGGACCAAGGUCUUCGCCACCUGCCUACCACACCUGUUUGUAGUCACCUUCUUCCUCUCCACAGCAGGUUUUGAGUUUCUGCGGCCCCCUUCUGACUCCCAAUCAGCUAUGGACCUCAUGUUUUCCAUAUUCUACACGGUGAUACCACCCACACUCAAUCCGGUUAUCUACAGUUUACGCAAUGAAGCCAUGAAGGCCGCUCUGAGGAAGGUGCUGUCAAAAGGAGAAUUUUCCCCGAGAAAGAUGUAUUUAAAAGCCAUUUUUAAAUUCUAAAGAACCAUACAAAUAAAAGUUAUUGUCAUUAGGUUUCAGAUUGUAAAAGGGUAGGUCUGAUUUCCACCCUUCCAAUGUUUCUAUUCUUCAUAUUCUGCUCA